Molecule: messenger RNA, 849 nt
Organism: Seminavis robusta
Lineage: Eukaryota; Bacillariophyta; Bacillariophyceae; Naviculales; Naviculaceae
Source: the annotation of a GenBank genome assembly
AUGUUGAGUGUCGCUUCUCCUACUCUCCUCCUCCGCUCCACUGUCAAGAGCGGUACCUUGAUGCUUGGAGCAAGACGAGGUUUGGCAUCCACCGCAGAAAAAUUUGGUUUUGACAUCACCCUCGAACCUUCGACCGGUCCAAGCGAUGAUGAAAAAAAACUUGCAGUGAUUUGUGGUUGGAUGGGAGCCGAAGCACGCCACUUGAAGCCCUACAAGAGCUUUUACUCCGACCGUGGUUAUGAUGUUUUGAGUUUUGCCGUAGGCCCCCAGCAUGUGUUAAAGCCCCAAACCUCUCUGGAUUUCAUGGAAGCUGUCCUGGAUGAAACGCUUAACAAUGAUCCGGACAAGGUUGUGACACAUUAUUUUUCAGUUGGCGGAUACUUGAUGGGGCAACAGCUGCGGCUCUUGAAUGAUCCGGAACGACAACAAGACAAGGAAAAGUACCAUCAACUGGUCAAGGCACAAAUCUAUGACAGUCCCCCGGAUGUUCAAGGUAUUGCCAAGGGCAUUGGCAAAAGCAUGGCUAUGGGAAAAUUCGUUGCUACGACUGUGGAGGGACUCGUCAAUAGCUAUUUGUGGGCUGUUCGCGACACUGCAGGAAAACAUCACCGUGCAUCCUCGGAUCACUUUCAUGAAAAUCAUGUACCGGCCCCCAGUCUGUGGCUAUACAGCCAUUCCGACCCCGUGGCCCCUCCUUCAGACAUUGAUGUUGUCAUGAAAAAGUGGGCUGCACAAGGCUACACUGUAGAAGACAUUGUCUGGAAAGAUACACCUCACAUUCAGCAUGCAAGAUUUGAUCCGGAGGGAUACUUUGGUGGGUUGGAAAAGUUCCUCAACAAACAUGUGUGA